GUGAACGUUACCAUCGAUAUCGUUCUUCUCGGCCUUUCUCUGGAGCAACCCCCCCCCCACUCCAGCCAGAGGGGCAACGUAGGUGGAUAGCAAAUCUGCAUCCUCCUGUUAGAGAAGGAGACAUCUAUGGCCCAUGGAGCCUCAAGGAAUUGUCAAAGCUUUCCGCAAACGAAAGAAGUUGAGAGAAAAUGUACACACUGUGCCUUUAAAGAUUUGGAAAGAAGAAACCAAGAAUCAGCAAGGGUGGUUGGAGCCAAUCACAGCUUAUGUGUUGCAAGCAGGAAUUGGCCAGGCCAGAGCUGAGAUCUUCUGUAAGCAGAUUAUUCACAACGGAGGACAUAUCUGCAGCCAGCUUUCCUCAGAUGUGACACAUGUAAUAGUGGAUGAAGACAUGGAUUUUGAUAGGGCUUUUCGGCUCCUUAAACUCAAAAAGUUACCUCAGGAUUUGCAACUGGUUAAGGCAUCAUGGCUGAGUUCUUGUAUUACAGUACAGAAGAUCUUGAACACUACUGACUAUAGACUCAUCAUCCCAGAGAAAUAUCUGGAUGAGACAGGCUUUUCAAUGGAACAGUCACCAUUACAAGAUGAGGAUAAGGUUCACCCCAAAGCAGAGAACACAGUUAUGGAACUAAAAGAAGAAUCAAACACCGAGAUCAGCUCUUUCUGUGAUACUGUACAGAGCAUGUUAGGUGAUGAAGAAAUUGAAGAGGACAAAGCUGUUGUCACUCUGCAAGAACUGAAGGCACUGAGGUCAGGUCAGGACCUGAACACUUCGUCAGAAGGCUCAUCAGCGGGCAUUUUCCCUGGCAAGUGGGUUUGCGCUCAGUCUUCUGAAAGCAAGAAAACUAAUCAUAAUCAGUACAUUACAGAGAAGCUGGAAGUGCUGGCUAAAGCCUACUCUGUCCAAGGAGACAAGUGGAGGGGUCUAAGCUACUCGAAAGCUAUUAAUGCGCUCAAGAGUUAUCAUAAACCUGUUACAUCAUUUCAGGAAGCCUGUAAGAUUCCUGGAAUUGGAAAACAGAUGGCAGAAAAGAUUGUAGAAAUCCUGGAGAGUGGGCACCUUCGAAAACUUGACCACAUCAGUGACAGUGUCUCCGUGCUAGAAUUAUUUUCCAAUAUAUGGGGAGCAGGAGUAAAGACUAGCCAGAUGUGGUACCAGCAGGGUUUUCGCACUCUGCAUGACAUCCGCACUAGGGCCUCUCUCACCAGCCAGCAAGCUAUCGGCCUUAAGUAUUAUGAGGACUUCUUGGAGCGCAUGCCAAGGCAGGAAGCUGCUGAAAUUGAACAGACUGAAGUCUUUAAUAGAUUCCCAAUAUGUUAUGCCAAUCCUUCUCUAAAUAAUUCUCAGGUUAGAAAAGCAGCUCAGUCUAUUAUAUCUGAACUAGUGUGUAUAGCAUGUGGCUCUUUCCGGCGUGGAAAAUCUACUUGUGGAGAUGUGGAUGUACUGGUGACUCAUCCUGAUGGACACUCCCACCAAGGAGUAUUCAGCAAACUGCUCAACGUUCUUCAUAAAAGUGGCUUUCUCACGGAUGACUUGGUGAAACAGGAAGACAAUGGCAUCCAGCAGAAGUACCUCGGAGUCUGCCGUUUGCCAGGCCCAGACAGGCACCACAGACGCCUUGACAUCAUUGUGGUCCCCUACAGAGAGUUUGCCUGUGCUUUGUUGUAUUUCACAGGCUCAGCCCACUUCAACCGCUCCAUGCGAGCCCUGGCCAGGACUAAAGGCAUGAGCCUGUCAGAGCACGCCCUCUGCAGUGGUGUAGUGCGAGGACCAGAGGGCCUCAAAACCGGAUCUGGGAUUGUCCUGUCCACGCCUACUGAAAAGGAUGUGUUUGCACAUCUGGGGUUGCCUUACCGGGAGCCACAUGAGAGGGACUGGUAAAGACAAGAAAAGAAGUAGUCCCAGUUAGCUUCAGGGAGAUAUGGGGACUUGCAUAAGAUUUUCAAACAUACCAUAUGUCCUUUGCUUGUUUUCCUUGAGGUAUAUUUGCAAACCAAAGGACUUGGUGAGCAGCUUAUAAUUUUUCCUCAUUGUGAAAAUUCCAAGAUCUUUAAAGUCUUUUAUUAGCUUUGAAAGAUUUCAGUGAGAGGAAAAAACUAUGGACAAAUCAGCUCAUUCAGUUAGCAAUUCCAAGAAUGAGAGACUGCUAUUGUAAAUCUUUUUUGCACAUUAAAAAAGCAAUUACAGGGAGACCUUGACUUACAACAGUUCUUUUAGUGACUGUUCAAAGUUACAAUGGCAUUGAAAAAAGUGACUUAUGAUCGUUUUUCACACUUAUGACCAUUGCAGCAUCCCCAUGGUCACCUGAUCAAAAU
Messenger RNA from Crotalus tigris (Tiger rattlesnake), 2316 nucleotides. It is a transcript of the gene POLL, whose product is annotated as DNA polymerase lambda. Gene Ontology annotation, molecular function: DNA binding; DNA-directed DNA polymerase activity. Bases 134 to 1882 code for a protein of 582 amino acids. Gene Ontology annotation, cellular component: nucleus. The record is from RefSeq and is a predicted model, not a curated record. NCBI's taxonomy places the organism in Eukaryota, Metazoa, Chordata, Lepidosauria, Squamata, Viperidae. The transcript is spliced from 10 exons. Gene Ontology annotation, biological process: double-strand break repair via nonhomologous end joining.